AUGAAGUGUUCCGUCCUGGUCUCCAUCCUCGCUCUCGCGGGCGUGCGUGGCGCGACCGCUGGCGAGUCAAAUCCCCUGGGCAAGGUCAUCGAGCUCAUGGACUCCCUGGCGGCGAAGCUGGUCGCAGACGGGGAUGCCGAAGACAAGGCAUUCCACAGGUAUGUGGAAUGGUGCGACGAGACGACUUCGAAUCAGAAGUACGACAUCGACACCGCAACCACCAAGAGCAGCGAGCUCGGGGCCACGAUCGCGAAGGCGACCAGCGAUAUCGAGGCGGCCGAGGGCAAGAUCGGCGACCUGGCGGGCAAGAUCGCGAAGGCAGAGGGCGAGCUGAACGACGCCGCGCUGAUCCGCAAGAAGGAAGCAGCCGAAUUCUCAGCCGGCGAGGCAGAGCUCACGGACACUCUGAGCGCCCUGUCGCGGGCGAUCGACCUGAUCUCCAAGGAAAUGGCCAAGAACCCCGCCGCCUUCGUGCAGAUGGAUGUCUCGGGCGUGGCCGGUCUGGUCACUGCUCUCAGCACAAUUGUGGACGCUGUUUCCCUCGGGGGUGCCGAUAAGGAUAGGCUCGUUGCGUUUGCACAGGAGCAGCGGGAUGCCGCCGAGUCGGACGAGUCUGGUGCCCCUGACCCAGCAGCGUACAGGUCACACAGCAAGGGGAUCCUGGACGUCCUCGAGGAUCUGAAGGCAAAGGCCGAGGAGCAGCUCGCCACCCUGCGCAAGGAGGAGUCGAGCACUCAGCACAACUACGCCCUGUUGAAACAGAGCCUGGAAGACGAGGUUGCCUACAACACGAAGGAGCUGAAAGAGGAGAAGGCGUUCAAGUCGGACACGGAGGAGGCGAAAGCGACUGCCACCGCGGAUCUUGCAACGACCACGAAGUUGCUCAAGGACACGGAGGCAGCGAGGUCGGCAACGCAGGCCGAUUGCAUGAAGUUAGCGACAGACCACGACGUCUCCACCGCAGGCCGCACUGCCGAGCUGAACACGAUCGCCGCCGCGAAGAAGGCGCUUGUGGAGACAAGCUCUGGCGCUGUGGAGCAGACGUAUUCCUUCAUCCAGAAGGUAAGCUCGAGCCUGCGCACUGGCGCAGACCUGAAGGGCGCCGAGGUGGCCCGCUUCGUCAAGAGGCUGGCCAAGGACCAUCAUUCUGAGGCCCUCGCGCAGCUGGCAUCGCGCAUCACAGCGCUCAUGCAGUACGGCAGUGGCGCCGGGGCGGAUCCCUUUGUAAAAGUGAAAGGGCUGAUCACGGACAUGAUAGAGAAGCUUCAAGCCGAGGCUGACGCGGCUGCGACCGAGAAGGCCUACUGCGACGAGCAAAUUGCCAAGACCGAAGCGAAGAAGUCGGAGCUCGAGGAUGACAUCGCCAAGCUGACGUCCAAGAUCGACACCAAGAGCGCGCACUCGGCCAAGCUCAAGGAGGAGGUGAAAACACUGCAGACGGAGCUGGCCUCGCUUGCCAAGGAGCAGGCAGAGAUGGACCAGAUCCGCUCUGACCAGCACGCAGACUACCUCCAGGCCAAAGCCGACCUCGAGCUUGGCCUGGAGGGCGUGGGCAAGGCGCUCUCGAUCCUCCGCAAGUACUACCAGGGUGACGGGGCCGCCAUGCUCCAAAGCCAGCAGCCAGCGAAACCCGUGUUCCACAGCAAGGUCGUAGAGUCCGAUUUCGCGAAGAACCUUGCCGACGAGGAGGCAACGGAGGCGGAUGCGUUGUCCUCGUACGAUGCCAGGACGCAGGAGAUCAAGGUGUCCAUGGCCACGAAGAGCCAGGAUGUGAAAUACAAAGUGCAAGAGUUCAAGGGCUUGGACAAGGACGUCAACGAGCUGUCCGCUGACCGCACGUCCACCAACGAGGAGCUGUCGUCGGUGCUGGAGUACUUUGCCCAGGUCAACCAGCGCUGCAUCGCCAAGCCGGAGACGUACGAGGAGCGCAAGGCCCGCCGCGAGGCCGAGAUACAAGGAUUGAAGGAAGCCCUUGCGAUCCUGAGCGACGAGACCGCUGCGUCGCUCCUGCAGGCGCGCAAGCACCGCUCCCUGCGCCAGGGGGCCCUGACCGCGUGA
Messenger RNA from Prorocentrum cordatum, 2058 nucleotides. Lineage: Eukaryota; Dinophyceae; Prorocentrales; Prorocentraceae. The record is from the annotation of a GenBank genome assembly.